GAAGUUAUGCAGCUUUUUUUUGUCAGAGCUGUUCCUGAAGCCUGAGCAGGGCGCCAGCCCUAAACCGGCGAUGGGAGCGUGCUGCAGCUGCUGCUGCCGAAAGAGCAAAGAGGAGGAGGAAGACAGAAAGUUCAAGAAAGGUGGGGACAACGACUUGUCCAAUGGUCCUGUGACAAAGCGAAGCUGCACUGAUCUCUGGUGCUUGAUAGUUUUGCUGGCGGCAUGGGUGGCCUAUGUGGUGGUGACAAUGGCAGGACUUCAAGACGGAGUGCCUUCCAAACUAUACCUACCCAGGGACUAUAGCGGAGCAUAUUGCAACCUCGAGGAAAAUUGGAAUAGCGGACCAAACCUUAAAGGUUUCGAGUUCCUCAGCUACACCAUGAAUGCGACCGCAACCACAGACCUGAUCGUGAAGCAGCUUCUUUGCUCCAGUGCUGUGAGUGACUUUUUCAGCACUUCCUACGGAAGCAGUUCAACAGAGUACAACGAGUACCUUUGUGCAUGCUGCCUCACUCCGUGUGCACGCUGCGAAGGAAGCUUUGAUGUCGGAGGGGAUUUGACCUCUGGCGACCUGGAGAGCACAGUCACCUCCAAACUCGCUGACUUGAAGGGAUCCACCAACCCUUCCAGCCUUUUCUCUGGUGGUGGCGCAAAUGGAGAUAUCUUCACUGACAUGUGGAGCCAGGCCACCAAGUACUUCAAUUUGGUGUGCCUGUCAUCUUGCAGUGUGAGUUUCGAUUCAGUGAACAGCACUACGGAUACAGCAAUUCGAGAGUGGACAUACACGAUGUCCGAUGACAGCCCCAUGAAGGUGUACUGGGAAGCCUUGAAAACUACGGGGCCGACCUACAUCCAGGACACCAUCACUAGCCAAUUCAAGUUCAAGGCCCUUCCUACCUCACUAUGCCCAUAUAGCGCGGAGAAAUGCAUACCGAUGCCUGGUGUGGAGUUCAAAGAGUUGUACGCUGGAUACUGCAGCUUUCAGAUGAGCGCAGCCGUGGUGGAUGCGAUGGGUUCUGCUGCCACCGCAGUGUUUGAAAGCUCUGGCCUGGCGUCUUUCCAAGACAGUUCCACGGAGACAUUUGGAAAGUGGAUGGGGGACUUCGAGAAGUCGCUCCCAGCAUUUGUGCUUGUGGCUUUCUUAAGCUUUCUGAUUGGCUUCAUCUUCAUGGUCUUGCUGCGCUUUUUGAUUCGACCCUGUGUUUGGUUUGCAGUCUUUUUGGUGCUUCUCAAGCUGUGCGUUGGUGGUGGCCUGUGCUGGGUCCGCAGCAAGCAAUGUGCAGGUGCUGGGCUCUUUGAAACUGGCCAACAGGUGGCCGUAGCAGUCGCAGUUACAGCCACCACUGCUGCUUCCAACGCCGUGUCUGGUCAAUCAACCAGUGAAGCAUUCACAGGAGACGGAGCAGACUACCGGGGUGUACAGAGCCGAACAAAGAUGGGAUAUUCGUGCGAAGUGUGGGGCCAAGGUGCAGCUGCGGCCUACACUAGUACGACAUAUCCAAGCUCAGGUUUGGUUGACAACAAUUUCUGCCGCAACCCGUACAACACCAACGACAUCAACAAAGCUGCAACAAUAUGGUGCUUUACGACCGAUACCAGCGUUAAGUGGCAAACCUGCACACCUGUGGGUGUGAUUGCUCCAGAGUGCACCGAUGGAUAUGCCAUCACCAACAACGAUGUCAGAACUCUGCUGGAAAUCUGCGCCUAUGUUCUUUGGGUUUUGGCCGCUAUCUAUUGUCUACUGGUGUGCUGUCUCCUCGACAGGAUUCGGCUCGCCAUUGCAGUCAACCAGGUGGCGGCAAUAUUUGUGAAAGACACCCCCAGGAUUCUAAUUGUGCCCGCCAUCCAAGCGGGUAUUGGCAUCCUGUGGAUCCUGCUCUGGGCACUCUCUGUGAGCUUUCUGGUCUCUCAAGUUCCUGAUGGCUACACUUCAAAGGAAGCUUAUCUUACCUAUGAGGAAGCCUAUGGAACAGCCACAACGCCAGGAAAAUGCACGGACAAGUGGCCCACAGGGAGCGUUUACAAGUCCGAGACUUGUGAAUUGGUCAAUGCCACCGUGGGCUAUGCAUGCUGGAGGUGCUCACCUCCACGUUACAUCUUCGACUGGCGAUUUUUUGUUUCGCUCUUCGUUUUCUUUUGGAAUAAUGCCCUGAACAUUGCCAUUGGGCAGUGCCUCAUUGCUGGCGCGGUUGGGGUGUGGUUCUUCACUAGCAAUGCAGACAAAGGAAGCCGACGAGUCAUCGCACAAUCGACUUGGAAUGUUUUCCGGUACCACUUGGGCUCUUUGGCAUUUGGUUCCUUCAUCAUUGCAGUAAUCCAACUGAUCAGAGCGAUCCUGAAAUACUAUGAGAAGCAAGCCAAGCAAGCAAAGAACAGAGUGCUGGUCCUCAUCCUCAAGAUCUGUGGCUGUUUGAUUUGGUGCUUCGAGAAGUGCGUGAAAUUCCUCAACAAGAACGCCUACAUCCAAAUUGCGUUAAUGGGUACCAACUUCUGCACAUCAGCCAAGAAAGCCUUCUUUCUGAUUCUCAGAAAUGCCUUCCGCUUCGGUACCGUUGCAAUCCUUGGCGCCAUGAUCAAUGUCAUUGGAUUCCUUUUCAUUAUCGCAGUGAGUGUUGCCCUGGGGUACGUGAUUCUCACCGGACUCUAUCCUGAAGUUGCACCAGCUGUUUCUCUCGUUAUCUAUGGGUGCACGGCCUAUGUGGUUGCGAAGCUUUUCAUGAAUGUCUUUGGCCUUGCGGUUGACACGACUCUGCAGUGUUUCCUCGCCUGUGAGGAGAUGGAUCUGCAUGGUGAUUUCGUGCCGUCUUCAAUGAGCAGGUGGCUGGACAAGUCUAAGCCAAUUGGCGCUGAUGACGAUGACGACUGAGAGGCUGUAUCCUUUGUCGAAAUAGCCAUCAAUUUGCAUCAAAUUGCGUGAUUGAAAUAGUACUUUACUACACUUCCCCGCUGUUUCAACAAGACUUGCAGCUUCCACGUGCCGGAGAUAUGCGU
Messenger RNA from Cladocopium goreaui, 2991 nucleotides. The record is from the annotation of a GenBank genome assembly. Lineage: Eukaryota; Dinophyceae; Suessiales; Symbiodiniaceae.